Colletotrichum karsti is the source of this 1644-nucleotide messenger RNA. RefSeq lists its product as uncharacterized. NCBI's taxonomy places the organism in Eukaryota, Fungi, Ascomycota, Sordariomycetes, Glomerellales, Glomerellaceae. The coding region runs from base 1 to 1644 and encodes 547 amino acids. The record is from RefSeq and is a predicted model, not a curated record. The transcript has a single exon.
AUGGGUAGCCAAGUCUACGAACCGGAGCAACGCCUCAUUCCUCAAGCUCUUGAAGAUGCCUUGAAAGCAAACCCAGACCGUACUUGGGUGUCAUACGCCAUCAGCACCGAUAUCGCUAAAGAUGGGUUCCGGGAUAUUACGAUUCGCCAGUUGGCCAUUGCUGUCGACCGUUUGGCGUGGCACAUCGACACAAACAUCGGCAAGAGCAGCACAUUCGAGACGAUCAUGUACUACGGCCUGGGUGAUGUGAGAUACAUCAUCACCAUGAUAGCAGGCAUCAAAACAGGACACAAAGUUCUUUUCUGCUCGCAUUUCAACAGCGUCGUUUUCAACAAGCAUCUGGCCGAUAAGAUGGACGCCGCAACUUUAUUGCACACCGAAGGCGUGGACACUGUUGUCGACUCCAUUGUGGCGGCGAGGCCAAUGAAGACUGUGUCAGUCCCAACUCUUGACGAGCUUCUUGCUGAUGGCGAGCCUCCACAGUCUUAUCCGUACACCAAGUCUUGGGCUGAAGCUUGCGAUGAUCCCGUCACUGUCGGACAUACGUCUGGAACUACAGGUCUUCCAAAGCCCGUAGUCUGGACGAAUCGAUCAUACAGCAUUUGUGAGCCUCACGGGCUGGUUCUUGAUCUCGACGGACACCCUCCUUAUGCCAAGCUCUUGAACACAUCCAAAAGCUGUUACCAAACACAGCCGAUCUACCAUCCCUUUGGUAUGUUCACCGGUGUCACCGACCCGCUGUACCGCGAAAAGAAGAUGGUACUCGGGCCGAUUGUACCACCCCCCGUUCCGCCACAUAUCAUUGAGCAAGUGAUCGAGCACGCCGAUAUCGACAGCGUCAGUGGAGUUCCGAUCUACUUGGAAAUGAUUGCGAAGAAUCCCAAGCUUCUAGAUAUCGUCGAAAAGAAGAUCAGCUACAUCUUCUUCGCUGGCGGCGCUCUCAGCAAGCACACGGGAGAGGCCUUGUCUGCCAGAUGUCGCUUGUAUAGUCUUUACGGAUCUACAGAGGCUGGACCUGCAUUCGGCCACAUCACCGACCGCGAUGAUUGGGACUGGCUGCUUCUGAAUGACGAAGAAAGCGGCAUUGUAUGGGAGCCACGCGAAGUCAAGGGAGUCGACGGCGUCUACGAGUUGACGUACAAGAAGAACCCUCAUACCGCGACUCGCCAGCAUGUCUGGUGGCACACCGACUGCCAAGACGUCCAUCGCAGCAACGACCUCUUUGUCAAGCACCCAACCAAGCCGCACCACUGGAAGUUCUACUCUCGCGCGGAUGACAUGGUCAUCACGAAAUGGGGAUGGAACGUCAAUCCGGCUGUGUUGGAGAAGGAGAUCGAGCGGAGCCCUGUCGUGAAGCACGCGGUGAUUGGCGGUACAGGCAGGAAGACAGUGUGCGCAGUCGUGCAGCUUGUCGACGAUGAAUCUAUGCUGCCCCAAGAUGCGCUGGAAAGCAUUCUGCCCAUGGUUGAGAAGGGGAACAGUAUCAUGGACAAGGCCGGGCAACUGUCCAAGGAUAGAAUCAUUUUUGGCAAGAAGGAGAAGGCUUUCCCGUUGGCCGCUAAGGGAAACGUCCAGAGAUCGGCGGUUCUUAAGCUUUAUGAGCCAGAGAUUGAGGACAUGUACCAGCGUGUGGGAGACGAAUAG